AUGCAUCGUAGGGUUUUUAUCGUGUUGGUUAUUAGUGUGGUAUUUGGAACUUUUAUUGUCUUAAGAAGUCAUCACUGGUUUACCUUGUGGGUGGGGUUGGAGGUGAAUACUUUGUCUAUUUUACCUAUUUUAUGUGGAGGGUUUUUACCUCGAAAGGUAGAGUCGUCGGUAAAGUAUUUUUUGGUACAGUCCGUGAGGGCUGCUGUCAUACUGAACGUUGUUGUUAUCCAAGCUUGGUUUAGUUCCUCGUGGCUAGUCGGUCAACCCUUACUUAGGGUUUCUUCCGUGCUGAUUACCUUGGCCGUGGGGCUUAAGUUAGGGCUCUUUCCAUGUCACUAUUGGUUCCCAGAUGUUGUUCAGGGGGUUGGCUUUCUGGAGGGUUUGGUUUUGUCAACUUGACAGAAGUUGGCUCCCUUUUCUGUCUUGGUGUAUGUAAUUAAUAGCGUAGACAUUCGGGUGUUGGUCUGUUUGGGUGUCCUUUCUGUGUUGAUAGGUGGGUGAGGUGGUUUGAAUCAGACGCAGGUGCGAAAGAUCUUGGCUUUUUCAUCGGUAGCACAUAUGGGGUGGAUCUGUUCGACCGUGGGGUAUUCUGUUAAUGCCGGUUGCAUUAUGUUGUUGGUUUAUGUAAUUACUAAUUCUAGGGUGUUUUUGAUUGCGAGAGAGUUUGAUUUAAAGACCUUAUCCCAUGUAGGUCGGCUCUCGUACUUUAGUCUUGGGGGGAGUGCCGGCAUGGUGCUGGGUGUGCUUUCCUUGGGGGGUUUGCCUCCUCUUUUUGGCUUUCUGAUAAAGUUCGUUUCUCUUAAGUGUCUUCUUGAGAGGGGUAGUAUUCUGGCGAGGGGCUUUUUAGUCGCAGGAAGUUUGCUUAGUUUGUUUUAUUACCUCCGCGUGUCCUUUAAAAGGAGUUUGGUACUGUUUCCUCAACAUUCUUUAGUUCUCUUUGGUUGGCGGGGGCUGCUGGGUGGAAAAUCAGGUGCUGUUACGGUUCGUGGUUUGGUUCUUUGCGGGGGUUUAAGGGUAAGUUUGCUGGGUCUGGUGAGUCUUCCUGUGUUCGCUUCUUUGCUGUAG
Acanthaster planci (crown-of-thorns starfish) is the source of this 1065-nucleotide messenger RNA. Lineage: Eukaryota; Metazoa; Echinodermata; Asteroidea; Valvatida; Acanthasteridae. The record is from the annotation of a RefSeq genome assembly.